GAGACUUUUCUCUUUGUUGUUUGCAUCUUUGCUUCAGGAAAUGAUCGAGAAUCUGAAACUGGAUGAAAAAUAAACUGAAGCUUUUAGUUUCAACUCAAAUCCACGAGACUCGCUCCGGGAUCCAGCGAGGGUCAGAGGUCACCAUGGGCUCAGCAGUGGAGAGGACAGACGAACACGUGAGGGAGUAUCUGAUCUACCGAGGCUUCACCAGCACCAUGAAGCACCUGGACAGUGAGAUCAAAGCCGACAAGGAGAAAGGCUUCAGGGUGGAUAAGAUCAUCGAGCAGCUGCAGCAGUUCAUCCAGAGCUUCGACCUGUUUGGUCUGAAGGAAUACUGGCUCUACCUGGACAGACGUCUGUUCUGCAGACUGGAGGACGUCUACAGGUCCACCGUCAACAAGCUGAGGACCAGCCUGUUCAGAUACUACGUCAUCAACACCAUCCAGAAAGGAAACCUGGAGAGGACCCAGGAGUUUUUCCAGAAGCAGUCCUUGGAGCUGCAGGGUCAGGCCGAGUGGAGGGAUUGGUUCAUCCUGCCGUUUAUCCCCGCCCCUGAGCAGAACCCCGCCUUCUCUCCGUACUUCUCCCGCCAGUGGUCCGACACCUUCCUGGUGUCUCUGCACAACUUCCUGUCCGUCCUGUUCCAGUGUCUUCCUCAGCCGGUUCUGCUGAGCUUUGACGCCGAAGUCCAGAAGAUGGCGAGUGUGACGGAGGAGAACGAGCAGCUCCGGCAGCUGCUGUUCGCUCUGCAGACGGAGAGCCGGGACCAGAGGGACGGAGACCAGAUGGUUCACCACAAGCUGCCGGCGUACGUCCAGAACAUGGACCGCCUGGGAGACACUGAGCUGGACUUGGUAUCGAGCCAGCGAGCCGUCGGCAUGACAACCACUCCUUCCAGAAACUUCUUCUCUACAAUCCUACCACAGAGCCGACGCUCGCCGGGGAGACCCCUGCAGGUCGCUGCUGGGACUUCACCAGGCCAGGCGGCCGUGAGCAGGAAGGACCCGCCAGCCAAUCAGCCUGCGAAGACAAAAGAGACGGUCGUAACCAAGGAGACGAAACCCGACAGCAGCCCGGCGCCGAGUGACGAAGCUGUGAGUCAACAGACAAACCAGACGACACAAUUCAGACACAAGAGAAUCCAGGAGCAUGAGAACCAGAGGAAGGAGCUUUUCUCCAAACCAUCGCAGACACCAGAGAAGAAGGGAGAGGCUGCGGAGGGCGAGUCUCCUGCUGAGACCGCCACCGAGCCCCCUGACUCCGCCUCCUCCUCUAACAGCAGGAGCGAAGGAGGAGGAGGAACAGAGGGAGGAGGUGUGUCAGCAGAACAGCCUUUUAUCAGACUCAGCCAGGAGGAAUAUGGAGAACACCACUCAUCCAUCAUGCACUGCAGAGUUGACGGCUCUGGUCGGCGAGUUGCCAGUUUGGAUGUAGAUGGAGUCAUCAAGGUGUGGUCCUUCAACCCCAUCAUACAGACUAAAGCCACCAUCAUGUCCAAGUCUCCUCUUCUGUCUCUGGAGUGGGCGACCAAACCCGACCGACUGUUGCUGCUGGGCAGCGGUGUCGGCACCGUGCGUCUUUACGAUACAGACGCCAAGAAGAAUCUGUAUGAGAUGAACAUUGAUGAGGGUCACCCCCGCAUCUUGUCUUUAGCCUGCAGUCCCAGCGGCUCGUCCUUCGUGUGUUCGGCCGCAGCGCUCGCUCCAUCGGGAAGCGUGGAGGCGGGUCCUCCCCUUCCCUCACCGGUGUCUGGACAGCUGCUGCUCUGGGACACCAAGACCGUCAAACAGCAGCUCCGGUUCUCGUUAGAACCUGAACCAGUUGCUAUUAACUGCACGGCCUUCAACCACAACGGGAACCUGCUGGUGACCGGAGCGGCCGACGGAGUCAUCCGACUGUUCGACAUGCAGCGCUACGAGAGCGCUAUGAGCUGGAGAGCUCACGACGGAGAGGUUUACAGCGUGGAGUUCAGCUACGAUGAAAACACCGUCUUCAGCAUCGGAGAAGACGGAAAGUUCAUCCAGUGGAACAUCCAUCGCUGUGGGGGGAAGCAGUCGGAGCAGGUUGUUCCUCAGGACGCCACCGGACCCUUCGUCCUGUCGGGAUACAGCGGAUACAAACAGGUUCAGGUUCCUCGAGGUCGACUCUUCGCCUUCGACUCUGAAGGACAACACGUCCUGAUGUGUUCCAGCUCUGGAGGACUCAUCAACAGACUGACCAAUGGGGAGCCGGCUCUGGACAGCGUGCUGGCGCUGGGCGGACACAAAGCGCCGGUGGUCACAGUGGAUUGGUGCUCUGCGGUGGACUGUGGCACCUGCCUGACGGCGUCCAUGGAUGGAAAGAUCAAACUGAGCACGCUCCUGGCACAGAAGUCCUGACUGAGGGGUCAGAGGUCAUCAGACGGAGAAUCUCAUAAACAUGUCAUCAUCUCAACCAUGUGACAGAAGCAGUGAAAACAACCUGUUGUAAUCUCAUAUAAAUAUUAAAGUUUAGUUCCAUCCGA
Molecule: messenger RNA, 2503 nt
Organism: Limanda limanda (common dab)
Lineage: Eukaryota; Metazoa; Chordata; Actinopteri; Pleuronectiformes; Pleuronectidae
Gene: wdr91
Product: WD repeat domain 91
Exons: 18
Coding region: 63-2378 (771 amino acids)
Biological process (GO): early endosome to late endosome transport
Cellular component (GO): late endosome membrane; extrinsic component of endosome membrane; early endosome membrane
Molecular function (GO): phosphatidylinositol 3-kinase regulator activity; protein binding
Source: RefSeq, a predicted model, not a curated record